This is a messenger RNA of Cuscuta campestris, 1090 nucleotides long. NCBI's taxonomy places the organism in Eukaryota, Viridiplantae, Streptophyta, Magnoliopsida, Solanales, Convolvulaceae. The record is from the annotation of a GenBank genome assembly.
GUAGCACAUGAAUCCGCCGGCCAACGGCGCCCCUCAUCCGCUGGUUUUCCCGGCCAGCUCCCGGCGCCCCCACUCUCCUCCGUAUUUCACAGCAGGUAUAUAAGUUAUGGAACCAUCAGAAAAUGCUUCAAGUCAGCCAGCUAAAGCUAUGGAAUCAAAGAAUGGCAUUGGUAAUGGUGACAAGUCACCAACAACUCAGCACCCUGUUGGGGGAACUAUUAACAUUCUCUCUUCAAGCAAGAAGUUGAACACCUCAUUCUCCUCUAACUGUUCAUCUCCCGACACUCCUCUGGACAGUCCUUUUGUAGAGAGUGGUCAUAAAAACAAAACCACGGCUAAAGAAGAAGUUCCCAGCAACUUGUUGGCCACAGAAUCUCCACGAACCCAAGUGAUGGAAGAACCUGUUGUACAUGAGGUACGAUAUAGGAUCCCAUCUUCUGUGUUUGCUCAAGGGAAGUCCAGAAAAGAACUGGAAUGGAGUAUGUGCUCUAAUGAGUCAUUAUUCAGUAUCCAGUUGGACAAUACCAGUUUUUGUAGAGAUGAAUUCCUUUUGAAGACUGAAGAGCUUUGUGAACACGAAGAAGCUUCUGAGGUGGCCCCUGCAGCGGUAGAUAUCGCUCCAGUGAGGCCUUCAUCUGCCCAUAUAACUGAGUUGGCAAGGGCUGGAGGGAUAGACAUGGCAGAGACGUCCAUGAGAGAUUUCUUAAGGGACAGUAAAAAUCAAAACCAGGAAAAAUGUCGUGUUGAGGAACAGACUUCUCGUUACUCUGACGAGAGUGGCACCAGUGGAAGAUCCUUUGCAUUCCCAAUAUUGUCAGGGGAAAUAGACAAAGACGGUUUGGCAAAGUUAAAGACUGAAAAAAAGCAGCCGCCACAGCCGUUGCCAUUGCCCGUGCAAGAGGGAGAAUCACCACAGCAGGCUCCUCAGCCUGAACAUAAUGUAGAUGCUGCACCAAAACAGUGGUUUUCGUGCUUCAUGUGUUGCUCAUUCUGUUCUUAGGAGAUUUCAUGAAUGAAGAAUGCUUGAGGAAUUUUGGUUUUCAAGAAGAUCAAAGAGACAAUGUCACAUUAAUAGAAGUGUACUAACAUU